AGUAGAAAACAAUUUUAUAAAAGAUCAUUGAAAAGAGCAAAAAAAAAAAAAAACUAUAACAAAGUUACUUCUUUUUUUGGGGGGGCUAAAGCAGCUUAAGCUGCGAACAAAGCAUUCCACAUUAUUUUUACUUUGGUUUAGUGUUUAUGUGAGAGGAUCUUAAGAAAGACCACAAACAUCUUUAGGAGUAGCUUACAGAAUUGAGAACUUAACAAGACCAACAUGAAGAUCACGCUUGCUGUGUUAUUUUUGGCUGGACUAACAAUUUAUUGUAAAUGUGCUGCGGUAUUAUCUUUACCACCAUCACUUAUCGCUCAUGCGGCAUCCUUGGACGAGAGACUAAAAACUCUAAAACCUUUUGCGUUGGCUAAAGACAAUGAGACCCAACAACAACAUCAGCAGCAGCAACAGCAAUUGUCCGCCAAUGAAGAUGAAGAAUCGAAUGAGGCAGUGUUGGCAGCAGAUUUAUAUACAAAUUUUAAGAAUUUGUGGCAUAACAACAACGAUCUAAGUUUAAAUUUACAAAAACGUGAGCGUAAUACCUUUGAUGAUGAUAUCGUCGAUGUUGCAGCAAUGCAACAACUACAGCGACAAAAACCCAUAGCAACAAUUAACAAAAACAACCAAAAUCAAAAUGGCCUUAAGCCACACGACAACUACGACAAUGUUGGUCAUAAUAAAAAUGGCAACAACAACAAUCAUAAUAAUAAUAAUAAAAAUGAAAAUAACAUUUCAAAAUCGUCUUUGGCAUCAUCUUCUUUGCCAUUGUCGUUGUCUAGCGCCGCCACAAAUAUGAAUGAAGCCACAAAUUUGAAUUUUAAUUUACCUUCACACAAGUUUACCUCUGUCGAAGUAUACGAUGACGACAACGGCGAAUGGUUGUCCCCCAGCCCUCAAACGAUUGACGAUAUUUUUGUCUCGCCACCUCAUCUUCAUAAUCAUCAGUACAUAAAAGAACCUUCAAUACCACAACUUAAACGCAGAGAAUUAGAAAAUAUGCCCUUAGCCAAUGCCGCUGCUGUAGAAGAUUCAACAAUUUUGAAUAGAUUCCUAAAGCCAUCGAAAUAUUGGUCCAGACAAUGUCCAUUGGAAAAUGAAAAUAAUUGCCUGCAGGAAUAUUAUGGUACUCUUAUUGCUGACAGAAAUAAUGCUUUACUAAAACAUUUACAAAGCGGACAAAACAACCACCCAUUUGCAACUGAAGCUGGGAAAACUUCAUCCCAUAAUAAUUACUAUAACAACAAAGUAAAUGUAGAGGAUGACAUUAUCUUACUAUUGACGGCAGAACAAAAUUUAAUACAAUUUUUAAGUUGGGCUCUGAAUGAACUCUAUUCAUAUGGUAAGUUUUCAAAUAUAACGGAUAAUGGAGCUGACUCUUAUCAUCCGGGUAUGUAUAUGUGGAAGAAAUUAAAUCUAUCUGGUCGCCUAGAACCACCACUGCUAGUUGAUGAACCCCGGUAUGUGAUUGUACGACGAGAAUAUGAUCAGAGUGAUGAUGAAAAUGAUUAUAAGAGAGGUUUAAAUUAUGGUGAAGAUCCAUUUAUACCGCCUAGAGGACGUAAACAUAAUUUACCAGAUCUAGAUUCAUUGUUGCAUCGUUAUGAGACAUUUGUGCCGAAUCGUGGACGACGUGAUAAAAUCAAAGACAUUUUUAAAUAUGAUGAUCUCUUCUAUCCAAAUCGUGGCAAAAGACAAAUGACUACUGCAGUCAAUGACAACGGCGGCGUUAUAGAUGAAAGAAACGCGGACGACAAUGACAUCGAAACUAUUGAGGCAGGUAAUGAACGACAUGAAAUGCAACAACAUCCUUUGUUGUCAAAUGAACUGAUGGAAUAUAUAGAAAAUUUAAUGGCGAAAAUGAAGAGAAAAUUACAGCCAGAUACCGAUGACAACAACAACAAAAAUGAUGAUGAAAAACUUGCAAAUAGUUUUGAUGAAAUGUUCAACAGAAAUGAGCCGACAACAAGAAUGUCAACCACAUUUCAACAAGCAUCACCAGCAGCAGCAUCAGCAAGAGUAGUAGCAAAUUCAGCAUCACCAUCAUUAUUGAAAAAACGUUUUAAAUCAAUGAUCAAUAUUUUACACAAUCGUAAACAACAGCAGCAGCGUCAUCAUCAACAACCAAAUCAUUACUACAACAACAACAAUAACAGACGUCAAUGGUGGAAAAGAUAUACGAAAAAAGCUAAAACAUCUACUACACGACCAACAAAUAACAAUGUUAGACCAACAAUGCCAACAAUACGAUCGCCUACAUUGGAUACAAAUAGAUUACAGACAACUUUAAGAUCAAUGUCACCUUUACAACAACUAACACAAAUAUAUCAAGAAAAACAUCAGCAACAACAACAACCAGACCUUUCUCCACCUUAUAUGAAACUAGCUAGUAAAUUUAUGUGGCAGCAACAACAAAACUUAUUGAAAUCAUUAGCUCAACAAUUUGAUCCUUUGUCUUGGCAUAAAUUACAAUUGUUGCUACAACAACAACAGCAGCAGCAACAAUAUCAACAUCACCAUCAUCAACCAUUAUUGACAAUGCGACAUCCACGUUUGACAGCCUUGCAACACUUGCCCGCAAUACAACAGUACCAACAACCCCAAAUGCAACGCCUGGCAACGCCUCAAGAGACACAAUUAAAGUAUUCAUACGAUCAACUAGAUAAUGAUAUAACUAAUGAUCUUGAUAAUUUCUAUAAUAAGGAUAUAGAUUAAACUAAACGAAACGAGACUAAUCAAAAAGACUAUGGAAACUAACAACUAAACUAUAUAGCCAAUGAUAUACUAUUUAUAUGUUUAAAGAUUUUUGUCAAAUGAUAAGAUAUUUUUUGAUUUUCUUUAGAAAUGGCACUCAUUGUUAAAGUUAAUUAAGUUGAAGAUAGAAAUGUUUUAAUUUAGUUGAAUGAGAAUUUGAUGGUUUUGGAUAUUGUGUUGUUAUUUAAUUAUUUUUUUUAUAAAUUUAUUUAGUGUAUAUGUGUAUAUAAUUAAUAAGUAAAAAUAUUGAUAUUAAAAAUAAUAAAUAUAAAAUAAUAAAGUUUAUGAAGCAAACUGAUUUAAAAGAAAUCAACAAAAAUU
Lucilia cuprina (Australian sheep blowfly) is the source of this 3072-nucleotide messenger RNA. RefSeq names its product bromodomain-containing protein DDB_G0280777 (gene natalisin). The transcript has 3 exons. The record is from RefSeq and is a predicted model, not a curated record. Lineage: Eukaryota; Metazoa; Arthropoda; Insecta; Diptera; Calliphoridae. The coding region runs from base 223 to 2712 and encodes 829 amino acids.